Messenger RNA from Nicotiana tabacum (common tobacco), 804 nucleotides. The record is from RefSeq and is a predicted model, not a curated record. Lineage: Eukaryota; Viridiplantae; Streptophyta; Magnoliopsida; Solanales; Solanaceae.
GUUAGGAUUGCUAGGAUUUUCAACACAUAUGGACCACGUAUGUGCAUAGAUGAUGGUCGUGUUGUGAGCAAUUUCGUUGCACAGGCCUUGAGAAAGGAGCCAAUGACAGUUUAUGGAGAUGGGAAGCAAACCAGGAGUUUUCAGUUUGUUUCUGAUUUGGUAGAAGGUUUGAUGAGAUUGAUGGAAGGAGAUCAUGUGGGUCCUUUCAAUCUUGGAAACCCUGGUGAAUUUACCAUGCUUGAAUUAGCUAAGGUGGUGCAAGAAACAAUAGAUCCAAAUGCAAAGAUAGAAUUUAGGCCAAAUACAGAAGAUGAUCCCCACAAGAGGAAACCUGACAUUACAAAAGCAAAGCAACUUUUAGGGUGGGAGCCAACAGUUUCCCUCCGGCAAGGACUUCCAAUGAUGGUUGAUGACUUCCGGCAACGGAUUUUCGGCGACGAAAAGCGAGAUUCCAGCAGUUUAUUGACCAUAUAAUAUAGGGUUUUCUCUAUUUAUUGAGCCAUGAAAAUGGUUAAGUGGAGAAAAAAUGAAAAAGAAAUUAGCUAAUACAAGCAAUGAAUUAAUAAUAACAAGAGAGGCUCUUUAAGAGUAGGCACUUGUUUAGAGUCUUCUUUUCUUUUUUUCUUCUUGCAUCGGUCUUUUUUUUUUCUUUUUUUUUCUUUUUUUACUUAUUGAACUAUUUCCAAAAUAAGAUCCUCUAUUGAAAGAGGAUAGUAGAAUACAAAAAGAAUGUUUUUGGUACACUAGUAAAGCAACCAAGAUUGCUCUUGUGCUUUUGAUCAAUAUAUGAGUCAAUGUUUGAUA